AUGACUAUUGCUUCACUUUUGGCAAUCGGGGCAAUUGCCUUUGCAGUUGUCCGGGCUCAGGGUUCCGCUCCUGUGCCCACAGGAGUCCCAAUCGCAGGAAACUACACAGGAGCUCUGAGGCCGCAGAUACAUUUCUCGCCGCCAGAACAUUUUAUGAACGACCCCAAUGGCAUGUUCAUAGAUGCCGAGGGUACUUACCACUUAUACUAUCAAUAUAAUCCCACCGACAUUGUUGCCGGAAACCAGCAUUGGGGUCAUGCUACGUCCAAGGAUCUCUACCACUGGGAAAACCAACAGAUUGCCAUCUUCCCUGACACGCCAGAGGAAGGCAUCUUCUCCGGUUCGGCUGUUGUGGACGUCAACAAUACCUCUGGUUUCUUUCCUAACCAGACCAAUGGUGUCGUCGCCAUUUACACCUUGAAUACUCCUCAAGAAGAGACUCAAGAAAUUGCCUAUUCCACCGAUGGCGGAUAUACGUUUACCAAGUACUCGGGCAACCCGGUCAUCAGCAUCAACUCGACUCAGUUUCGCGACCCCAAGGUCAUUUGGCACGCCCCGACCAGCAAGUGGGUCAUGGUUGUUUCCUAUGCCCAGGAAUUCACAAUUGGAAUUUUCACUUCUUCCAAUCUGAAGCAGUGGACCCAUGCCUCCAACUUCACCAACCAGGGUCUUCUCGGACUGCAGUACGAGUGCCCGAACAUGGUAACCAUUCCAAUGAAUGGAACCAACGAGCUCAUGUAUGUGCUUAUGAUCUCCAUCAACCCUGGCGCGCCCCAGGGUGGCUCAAUCACCCAAUACUUCCCUGGUAGCUUUAACGGCACGCACUUCACCGCUGUCGACAAUGCCGCCAGAAUUGCAGACUUUGGAAAGGACAAUUAUGCUGGCCAGUUCUUCUAUGGCACCCCCGACGGCCAACCUCCCAUUUUCAUUGCAUGGGCCAGCAACUGGGAGUACUCUCAAGUGGUUCCUACCGGACCUCUGGAGAAUUGGCGGAGUGCCAUGUCUCUUCCCCGUGUCAACACUUUGGCCAACAUUACCCGGACCGGGUAUGACCUUGUCAGCCUACCCUACGACCUCUCAACCGUGUAUGAUACCCAGAUUGCCAAGAACUCUUCAUUGGGCAACGGCACACUACUGUUAGACUACUCCACCGUUGCCUCUGGAGCUGUCUACUUUGAGGCCAACGUGACUGGCAUUCCUACCAUCAAUACCACCGGUACUCUAAACUUCACUUUCACCUCUUCCACCACCGGCGAGUCUCUGAGAGGAGGAUUCUUUUUCGGCGGAGACACUCCAUUCUGGCUUGAUCGGGGCAAGAUUGGAGGCUUCGACAACCCCUUUUUCACCGACAAGUUCUCCACCAACAAUAUCAUUUCCAACGGUAAAUUCCAGCUCCAGGGCGUCAUUGACCGUUCAAUUUUUGAGGUUUUCCUGGAUGGGGGCAUUCGCAGUGCCAUCGCUACCUUCUUCCCCGAAGGCCCGCUCGACCAGCUUGCCAUCUCCGCUGGUGACCUUAACCCUGGCGUCAAGGUUAGCGUGAACGUGUGGGGACUGAAGAGCGCUUGGGCCGCCGAGGCCAACAGCAACGGCACAGUUACUGGCAACAGCACUACUGCCGGAAACUCCACCGCCUCGCGCCGAGGCAUCUAUGGAAAGCUUGAGUAA
Messenger RNA from Xylona heveae TC161, 1665 nucleotides. Its product is annotated as glycoside hydrolase family 32 protein. The record is from RefSeq and is a predicted model, not a curated record. Lineage: Eukaryota; Fungi; Ascomycota; Xylonomycetes; Xylonales; Xylonaceae. Bases 1 to 1665 code for a protein of 554 amino acids. The transcript is spliced from 2 exons. Gene Ontology annotation, cellular component: fungal-type vacuole. Gene Ontology annotation, biological process: sucrose catabolic process. Gene Ontology annotation, molecular function: sucrose alpha-glucosidase activity.